AUGGCAACACUCGCUGGAAAGCAAAUUAGCCAGAAUGGUCUUGGUUUGAUGCGUCUUAUCUGGCACUACGGGCCCACCCCGGACGAAAAGGCGUUCAGAGUGCUUAAAACAGCCCUAUCAGCUGGAGCGAAUGUCUGGAACGGUGCAGAUUUCUACGGUUUGCCGAACAACAACUCCUUGCAUCUAAUGAAUCGCUACUUUACAGCCUAUCCUGAGGAUGCUGAGAAAGUUGUCUUUACGGUCAAAUCUGGUUUGGUGGACAUGAAGACUUUCACGAUGGACGGUUCUCGGAAUGGCCUGCGCGCCUUCGCAGAUAACACCCUAAAGAUCCUGGACGGCAAGAAGAAAAUCGAUAUCUUUGGUUUGGGAAGAGUAGAUCCCGACGUUCCAAUCGAGGAGAGCGUGAAGGCUCUGGCCGAACUCAGGGUAGAGGGCAAGAUUGGGGGUAUCCAGAUGAGCGAAGUGCGCGCUGACACCAUCCGUCGUGCCGCUAGUGUGACGAAGAUUGAUAUGGUCGAGGCUGAGGUCAGUCUCUGGUCGAGAGAAGUGUUUGAGAAUGAGGUUGCGGAAGCUUGCGCGGAGAACGACAUUGUCCUUGUGGCACAUACUCCAUUAGGCGCUGGAAUGUUAACGGGGUCAAUCAAGACCGUGGACGAUCUUCCUCAGACUCAUCACCGUACGGUUCCCCGCUUUCAGCCUGAGAGUAUUGCUCAGAAUCGUCUGCUUGUUGAGCAACUGGAGAGGUUUGCAGAGUCAAAGGGUUGUACUGCGGCUCAGCUGGCACUGACAUGGCUGAAGGUGCAGAGCAGAAAGCCAGGGAUGCCGUUCAUUGUACCGAUCGCAGGCGCCCGGUCGGAGGAACGAGUUCUGGAGAAUAUGGCAGAUAUUGAAUUGGACGAUACUGACCUUGAGAGGAUCCAGUCCAUCUUGGAUAACUAUCCCGUGGCAGGGGCGAGAUACCCGCCUGCGGCUGCGAGAUUGAUUGAGUAUUAG
This is a messenger RNA of Aspergillus oryzae RIB40, 993 nucleotides long. Its product is annotated as aldo/keto reductase family protein. Lineage: Eukaryota; Fungi; Ascomycota; Eurotiomycetes; Eurotiales; Aspergillaceae. Bases 1 to 993 code for a protein of 330 amino acids. Gene Ontology annotation, cellular component: cytoplasm. The transcript has 2 exons. The record is from RefSeq and is a predicted model, not a curated record.